AUGGCGGAGGAUACCACUGCGAAGGAAUGUAAGGUGAAAUUGAAGAGCUCGGAUGACAAUAUUUUUGAGGUCGAGUAUACCAUAGCCAUGCAGUCACAGUUGUUAAAGAAAGCUCUGAGGUUUUUCGUCAAUCCCUGUUUCAAUCCUUUCUGUGACAUUGCCUUCGAGACAGGCAUGGAGGAGGAUCCCACUGCAGCCAUGGUGAAGGAAUGUAAGGUGAAAUUGAAGAGUUCGGAUGACAAUAUUUUUGAGGUCGAGCAUGCCGUAGCCAUGCAGUCACAGUUGUUAAAGAACGCUCUGGCUGACAGCGGCACGGACAGCACCCUGCCUUUGCACAACAUUUCCAGCGAAAUUCUGGCGAAGGUGAUCGAGUACUGCGAAUAUCAUGUUAAUGCCGCCAACACCAUCUCGGUGCGGGAUGUGAAGAUGUGGGAACAGGAGUUCGUGAGGGACCUUGAUCAAGCAACUCUUUGUCAUCUCAUCUUGGGCGCCCAGUACAUGGAGAUACGCAAUCUUCUAUACUUAAUAUGCCAAACUGUAGCAGAGAGGAUUAAGGGUAAAAGCUCAGAAGAGGUCAGAGAGAUAUUUAACAUACAAAACGACUUGACUCCUGAAGAGGAGGAAGAAAUCAGGCGUGAAAAUGAGUGGGCCUUUGAGGAGGAAGUUCAGGAAGAAGUCGAGCGCGAAGGUUGA
This is a messenger RNA of Cryptomeria japonica (Japanese cedar), 693 nucleotides long. RefSeq names its product SKP1-like protein 1A. Lineage: Eukaryota; Viridiplantae; Streptophyta; Pinopsida; Cupressales; Cupressaceae. Gene Ontology annotation, molecular function: cullin family protein binding. The transcript has 2 exons. The coding region runs from base 1 to 693 and encodes 230 amino acids. Gene Ontology annotation, biological process: SCF-dependent proteasomal ubiquitin-dependent protein catabolic process. The record is from RefSeq and is a predicted model, not a curated record. Gene Ontology annotation, cellular component: cytoplasm; nucleus.